This is a messenger RNA of Lodderomyces parapsilosis, 1251 nucleotides long. It is a transcript of the gene VCX1, whose product is annotated as Vcx1p. Gene Ontology annotation, cellular component: fungal-type vacuole membrane. Gene Ontology annotation, biological process: calcium ion transmembrane transport; intracellular calcium ion homeostasis. Gene Ontology annotation, molecular function: calcium:proton antiporter activity. The coding region runs from base 1 to 1251 and encodes 416 amino acids. The transcript has a single exon. Lineage: Eukaryota; Fungi; Ascomycota; Pichiomycetes; Serinales; Debaryomycetaceae. The record is from RefSeq and is a predicted model, not a curated record.
AUGAGUGAUUUACCAUUACUUGGCGGCUCAUCGCGUCAACAUUCACAAUCCAUUAUUCAAAGUUUCUCAAAUGCCACCAAAUUGACAUUGAAAUCAUCGCCAGUUAACUACUUGCUUAUAUUCGUUCCUUUGGGUCUUGUUGCCGGUGCAUUGGAAUGGGGGGCCAAUGCUAGAUUCUGGCUCAAUUUCCUCGCCAUUAUUCCCUUGGCUUCAAUAUUGGCAUAUGCUACGGAAGAAAUUAGUGAAUAUGUGGGACAAACAGUGGGUGGAUUAUUGAAUGCCACAUUUGGUAAUGCUGUUGAAUUGAUUGUUUCUAUAAUUGCCUUGAAGGAAAAUCAAGUUCGAAUUGUGCAAGCAUCAAUGUUGGGUUCGAUUUUAAGUAAUUUACUAUUGGUGCUUGGUUGUUGUUUUGUUGCUGGUGGUAUUACUCGUGUCCAACAAACUUUUAAUCAAACAGUUGCUCAGACAAUGUCGAGUUUAAUGGCAUUGGCUACUGCUUCAUUAUUGAUUCCUGCUGCAUUCCAUGCUUCGUUGCCCGCACCAAAGGGAGACAAGGGUCAAUUCCCAGAACCAGGUACUUCUGAUGAUUUGAUCCUCAGUCUUUCUCGUGGUGUGUCAAUCAUCUUGUUGGUGAUUUAUUUGUUUUACUUGCUUUUUUCUUUAAAGACACAUAAGUCGUUAUUUGAAGCCACUGAAGAUUUUGUCGAUGAACAAGCACACAACAAUAAUACUUCAUCAGAUGAUAUAAUCACUGGUAGUAAAUCAGAAGAUGAUCAUUUGCUGGUUUUAGGAGGAUUAACGGUAUUGCUACUCACUACAUUAUUGGUUUCAGUAUCUGCCGAUUAUUUAGUUGGUUCCAUUGAUGAAAUUGUUGAGAAAUCAGGUCUUUCAAAAACAUUUAUUGGUUUGAUUGUUAUUCCAAUAGUUGGAAAUGCAGCUGAACAUGUAACUGCGAUAAUCGUUGCCAUGAAGGACAAGAUGGAUCUUGCAAUUGGGGUUGCUGUGGGUUCUUCUUUACAAAUUGCUAUAUUUGUUACCCCAUUCAUGGUUUUAGUUGGUUGGAUGAUUGAUGUUCCAAUGUCGUUGUAUUUCUCCACUUUCGAAACUGCCAUUUUGUUUGUUAGUGUCUUUAUUACUAACUUGGUGAUUUUGGAUGGUGAGAGUAACUGGUUAGAAGGUGCGAUGUUGUUGUCAACUUAUUUGAUAAUUGCAUUGGCAUUUUUUUAUUAUCCAGAUUCUGCUGGUUUGUAG